AUGCUUUUUACUGAUAUGAUUACUGAUUAUGAUUUGAAAUGGUUUUUUGGAUCUAUACUAAUAUAUUUGACGAUUUUUAAUCUAGCACUUAACAUUGUGAUUAUUUUCAUAUUUUCGGCAAAAGAUGUUGUUAAGUCCUUUAAAUUACUAAGGUUAAAAAUUAAGAACUGGUGUAAAAAGAGGACUAUUGCUAAAAAAGAAGCUUUGCAAAAGAAAAUAUAAUUUAAUAAGAGCUAAAAUGGAAAUGAUUUAAAUUAAACAAAUACAAAUAUUUUAACUAAUGCAGAGGUCAGCAUGACUGCUGGACUAGAUUAAACACUCAAUCCGUACAAGACAGAUAUAUUUGAAGAAUCAGAUAAAGGAUCUUAUAGAGACAAUCAUUCAAAAGAUUUUAGCAGGAAUUAAUCAGAAUUAUUUAUACCAUCUGAGGAAAGCAGAGAUGAUGAAUAGCAUCCUGACAAUAGUAUGUCUUAAUCAGGAAUAAGUAACUCUCCAUUUAAGGGGUAAUGGGAUUAAUUACCUACAAGAAAGCAUUUAUAGGAUAAUUUCUUCAGCAAUUUGAUGGGAGAUUACGAAUAAAAAGAAAGAAGCCUGUCAUAAAUUGUUAAAAGAUUCCAAAUUAAUAGACGACUAAGCUAAAAUGUUAAUAACUCUAAUACUAAUAAUAAUAAUACCUAAGAUAUGAGAACUACUCAAUGA
This is a messenger RNA of Stylonychia lemnae, 699 nucleotides long. The record is from the annotation of a GenBank genome assembly. Lineage: Eukaryota; Ciliophora; Spirotrichea; Sporadotrichida; Oxytrichidae.